GAUGUGUAUCGAUUCUGACGAAAAUACCCUUGACCAACUUCAAAAAAGACCAACUAAACGUAUUCACAUCUUCAGAACGAAUCUCUCAUCGUCACGUAGGACAGACAGUCUCCAUUCCAUCUCUUCGACUCCUGCCGUGCUUCUCAUCAGUGACUGAGCGAAAAAUGGAGAAGAACUUGGAGGAUUUGAGAAUUGUGGGGGAGCAAUGGUGGAAUCAAGGAACUGAAUUUGUUCAACAGAUACCACAGGAUCAGCUUUAUGCUGCUGUUGGUGUUCUGUUAUUAACUACCAUCUUCUUGCUCUUUUUCUUCUCUAUUCGCUUGUUCAGACGUACGAAGGCCAAUACUGUACUCCUCUCUGGCCUAAGCGGAAGUGGCAAAACCGUUCUCUUCUAUCAACUCCGAGAUGGAUCUUCUCAUCAGGGUUCUGUGACGUCAAUGGAACCUAACGAAGGCACCUUUGUGCUCCACACUGAAAACACUAAUAAAACGAAGCCCGUUCAUCUUGUUGAUGUUCCUGGGCACUCUCGGCUUAGAUCUAAGCUAGAAGAGUACUUGCCACGAGCAGCCGCUAUUGUGUUUGUAGUAGAUGCACUUGAGUUCCUCCCUAAUUGUCGUGCAGCUUCAGAGUACCUCUACGACAUUCUUACCAAUGCAAGCGUGGUUAAGAAUAAGAUCCCAGUCCUGCUCUGCUGCAACAAGACAGAUAAAAUAACUGCACACACAAAAGAGUUCAUCCGCAAGCAGAUGGAGAAAGAAAUAGAGAAACUUAGGGUUUCGAGGAGUGCGGUUUCAACAGCUGACAUAGCCAAUGACUUUACUCUUGGGAUUGAAGGAGAAGUGUUUUCCUUUUCGCACUGCUUGAACAAAGUCACUGUCGCUGAAGCAUCUGGACUAACAGGAGAAACAGAGCAAGUGCAAGAGUUCAUCAGAGAAUAUGUUAAGCCAUGAAGAGCUGAAAUGAUGUGUGAGCAUUAAGCAUACACUUAAGUCUUUUAUGUACAUGAAUUUAUGAUUUGUGAUAAUAUUGUUGGAGGAUUUUGGAUAUUGAAAUCGUGUUAGUGCCUUA
This is a messenger RNA of Raphanus sativus (radish), 1068 nucleotides long. RefSeq lists its product as uncharacterized. The transcript is spliced from 7 exons. Gene Ontology annotation, cellular component: signal recognition particle receptor complex. The record is from RefSeq and is a predicted model, not a curated record. Gene Ontology annotation, biological process: protein targeting to ER. Bases 165 to 950 code for a protein of 261 amino acids. Lineage: Eukaryota; Viridiplantae; Streptophyta; Magnoliopsida; Brassicales; Brassicaceae.